Aplysia californica (California sea hare) is the source of this 3895-nucleotide messenger RNA. Its product is annotated as GDP-D-glucose phosphorylase 1. Lineage: Eukaryota; Metazoa; Mollusca; Gastropoda; Aplysiida; Aplysiidae. The record is from RefSeq and is a predicted model, not a curated record. Gene Ontology annotation, molecular function: GDP-D-glucose phosphorylase activity. Gene Ontology annotation, cellular component: cytoplasm. The transcript has 13 exons. Bases 372 to 1598 code for a protein of 408 amino acids. Gene Ontology annotation, biological process: glucose metabolic process.
AGCAGUAGCCUGCUUUGUUUCCGGUUUCGUCAGCAGCAGCAGCAGUAUUGUGAACGAGCUUCUUGUUACUAAACAAUAAUAAACUUUGUGAACGCACGACCGUAAUUAUCACUUUGGGAAUCGAGAACUGAUCAUGAUCCAAGCUUCUUCAUAGUUUACCUGGCAGUUUUAAGUCGGAAGAAGCUGAACUUAUCCUUUUGGUAUAAGGAACUAGGAUUGUGGAGUUGAGGCACUACUGAGCCAGACUGGCUGGCUGCUCCAAACUCCUGUCUAUAGUGUUCAGGUGCUGGCCAGUUUUUAAAAGCAAGACCACAUCUGUUGACAGCUUUGGCAGCUCUGGGGUUAGGAGUGGAUUUCUUGUCCGUGCCAGCAUGAGUAUAGUACAGGAUUCUGGCUCGGAAGUAGCGCGCUAUGACUACACAGAGGAUGACUUUGUGCUACACACAGCGCCAUGGGCGGACGGCCAGCCCUCACAGCUCAGUCCGUUUGACAAGGAGCUGCACAAGCGCUGGGAUGCAGCAAUGGCCGCAGGAGCUUUCCGCUAUGGGAUUGACCACAUUCUGACCCGAAUUAUCCCGGGGUCAAAGGGCUAUGUUGGCCAGCUGAACACACUGAGGGCCACAGAGAGGCGCAAACCUCAAGAGAUCAGCAGCGUGUCGCAACCAUUCAACCCAAAGGCUUUCAACUUCACAUGGAUCAAGCCUGGAGAAGUAAUCUUUGAUCUGCACAACACCACGGAUGGUCCCUUGAAGAACGGUGACGCGUCUGCUGCAGGCGAGGCUGGCCAUGUCUCUGAUGGUGCUGUGACCAAUGGGCAUGCCCAAACUACUGAGGCCGCUCAAGUGUCAGCAAAUGGCGUCGAGCACUCAGCGGAGGGAAAGAAGAGUGCUGUCCAUCGACUUGUCAUCAAUGUGAGCCCCAUGGAGUACGGCCACUGUCUCUUAGUGCCUGAUGUCUUUGGUGAGAGGCCACAGGUUUUGACUUUAACAGCUCUCAAAGUUGCCAUCGAGACUCUGUUACUCUGCAAACAUAGGGGAGUACGGGUAGGCAUGAACAGCUUGUGUGCUUUCGCCUCUGUGAAUCACCUGCACUUUCACUUCUUCUACCUCGACUACGAACUCAUAGCGGACUAUUGCCCCGUGGACCACUUGGCUGGGGAUUACUACGAGUUCACCUCCCUCCCUUGUCCAGGCUUUGUAAUGCAACUACAUGGCACUACUGUAGAAGGAUUGGCCAGGUCUGCCCACAAGAUAAGCUCUUACCUUCACGAGAAUGACAUUGCGCAUAAUUUGUUCAUGUGCCGCGGCGUGGCAUUUGGUGAGAAGAGGGACAGCACUUUGACCACUAUACGACUUUUCAUAUGGCCGCGGAAGAAAUUCAUAGCUCAUCUUGAAGGCAAUAAAUCAUCUGAAGAGUUCAAUGUUGCUUGCAUAGAGCUAGGUGGUCAUUUACCCAUCAAAGAGGAAGCUGGCUACUACAACUUGACCGAAGAAGAUGUGGACAAAAUCAUCGAGACGGCCUGUCUGUCCGAGGAACACUACCAGGAGAUCAAAGCCACGGUGAUCAAGAUGGGGCAGGAAGUCUCGAACGCAUCUUGACUGGGGCUGCCGUCUUCUAGGUGUUAGAACUCGAUGCACAGGGAAAUGUUUUGGUAACAUUUUUGUAAGAAAAAUAACAUAACUUUGGUGGAUGUACAGAAUAGUGAUUCAUGGAAAUAUGUGGGGGUUUUUUAUAUAUAUUUUAAAAAAAAAUUUUUUUUUAAUUUUUAAAUUGCUAUAGAAUUUCAUAAAGCAAAGUAUAGAGAUGGAAAUGAGAAGCAUACUGUUUUUAUUUCCAUAUGGAAAUGUGGGACACAAUCGCAUGUUAUACAGUAUCGUAUUGUCUCUGUCAGUGGCAUGCUUCGUAUCUGCAGGAUUACUGGAUUUUCAUAAUUUGGUCUAGAUUUAAGAGGCACCGUGUAUGCUAACAACUGUAAAAUAGAAAGUGUUUUUUGAGAGAUGAAAAUGCGUGAAAACUUAUGUCUUGUGACGAAGAAAAAGAAGAAAACAACAACAACUGGGUUUUGGAAAAUGAAAUUAUGUACUUUGCCCUUUCAAGCGAUUUACAGUAAUGAUAUUAUAAUAUUUCACAUAAUCCACAAUCUCUUGCUGCUAUAGGCAAUUUUGUGAUCAUGCCGUUUCUGGUUGCCCCUAUGAACCAGAGUCAUUUAUAAUGUCUUCCUUUGACACCAGUGACCACCCAUGAGAUAGCCGUAUCACUGACAUUGUUUGUGACAUAGUUUGUGUGUUUGUUUGUGACAUAGUUUGUGUGUUUACUUGAUCACCCAACCACAGUGACAAUCUUUUGAGACAUAUUUCUUUUCUUUUUUUUAGGGGGGUUCAAAUUUGCUACCACUCAGUAGGCCUACUCAGAAUAGGGUAAUUUGAAGGCAUGUGGCAUGAUCUCCCAUCAGGACUCUGAGAAGAGGGGCAAUGUACAAGGAAAAACGAAAAGACCUGACCUCUUUUGAAUUUCAAACUUGUAAUGUCUUACUUUUUCUGCAGUUCUGAUUUAAAUGUAAUUAUGUUUAUCCAGAAAAGUUCAGUUGUAUGGAAAAGGCUUUUUUUUUUUCACUGGAGAAUAGUUUGUUUUUCUUUUGGUUGUUUUUUUUUUUUCCAGUGAACUUAUUUUAUAAUAACUGAAUUUGGCCAUAAACCAGAGUCUGGAAAUUGCAACUCUGAAAAAUACCCAAACGAACUGAAGGAUCAGACUUCUCCAAAUCUCCUUCCAACCAUCCGGAGAAUCUUGCAUGUCUACUGAAAUUUGAUGGUAUUGUCAAUUACCCCACGAGACGAAGAAAGUUAGGGUGAUUCUCCAACAACAUUUUUCAUUUGGGCUUCGAUCAGCAGCGCUACCCUAUCUAGUACUAGUACUGGCCUGCAGCUUUGUACAAAUCAUUUUCCUGUGUCAUAUGCAAUAGCAACUAUUCAUGUUUCUCCUGGGUUUGUUGUGACUGGAAUAGUUGAAAGGUCAACCAAAUUCAUCCAUAUAUGUUGUACUUGAUGGUACUUAUGGGUCUACUAAUAAUGGAGCGAAAAUACAUUGUAUGUUGUGGUUCAGCUGGGUCCAAUAACCCAGUGAAAAUGCUACUUUGUGCUUACUAUUUGGCUCUUUGGCGGAACUCACAACCAACUCACAAACUUUAAAAAACUACCAGUGUUAUACUUUUUCAGUAGUAUGUGUUCCCGUGAAAGCUGAAGUCUUGAUUUAACUCGAGUAGGUUACAGGCAUGGGAUUGUUUUUGGUUGUCUUGUUAUCUUUUAUUCUACUCACUGACUGGAGCAGUGAAUGCUGUAGUGUCACAAUGUGCCCCAGGAGACUCAGGGUAUUUUUGAGGCUCUUAAACUUCUGAAUUUUCAUUCGAAAUUACCUGGUCUUUGAGACGUGUUUACAACUGAAUUUUAAUUUAUUUUCUUAAAAGCUGUGUAACUUUUUUUUGCAAAUUCAUCAUGCCUUUUAUCGUAAGACACUCUUAAUAUGCUGGCUACCCAGUUUCUACUGUGGAAGAAUCUUGUUGAGCUGUUGUUUCUUGUGCCAGAGAGUUUGUUAACUCGUCAUUCAAAUAUGUCAUGGCUGGUUUGGUUCAACAAUAACAGUGUUGAUCUGUAUGUACAAAGAACUGUGGGUAAACUAAGAGUGAGAGGUGAAAAGGCUUUUUUCAUUGGGGGGAAAAUGUUAACAGACAAACCCUUUUUGCUUCCAUUAAAAUACUCAAAAUAUUUGUUUAAUAUCAGAGUUACCACUACCAUGAUCUCACGUCUGUGAUGUCAAUGUCAUGAUCGCAUUUUUUUAAUACAGUCUCACAUAUUCCACUGCGCUAACUUUCGUUGAAUUAAUAAAGACACCGGUUACUUAA